AUGGGCCCGAGACGGCAACCUAGGAACCCAGGAAGUCAGACAAGACGAAAGCAAUUGUUGAACCGCCAGCGCACUGAGAACAUCGAUCAUCGAUUCCCAUCGACAUCACCGCUUUGGACGACGGAUUCGAACGCCCCGCUUGCUGUGCCUUUUCCCGGUCGACCUCGUCUUCACCGCCUAGGUUCUCUCCUAGUGUAGGAAGCCCCCCUUGUCCUCCCGACCGCAAGGAGGCUGGUCUCGCCAUGAACCCAUCCGACCGGCUGUCACCACUUCGCCCACCGGCCUGAAAAAAAAAAUCCAUUAUCCCGACCGUUUAGUUUCGGGGCAUUGCGAAAGAGAGGCACUGUCAGAUCACGAACUUUCAAGGUCUCGCUACUGCUCGCCUCAAUCCCGUUGGGCCGAGGACCAAAAGGACAUUGCUUUGGGGGGGACCAUUCCGCCCGGACUCGAUGGACUUCCCCCGGGGACUGCCCGACAAUCCGGCACAGGCCCGUCGGGCUCGUGCGGCCGCAGAGCUUGCGAAUCCAACACCCCCCCCUCCGGUUCCCAGUCUUCGAGAUGUGCCCUCAUCCUCAAAUCUUUCGGCAGGGCAGCCCAUCUCUCCCAGCCAGGUGCUUGCGCUGGCCCGGGAGGCGAUGCGGGCUGCCCAUGAGAACGAGGCCAAGGCGGCCGAGGCUAGCGGGGUCAGCAACACUCUGAAGCCCGGCCUUACCAUCGACCUGAGCAGGAAAAAGAUACAAACGUUGCCGGAGGAGAUUGUCGAUGUGAUCAAGGAUGAAUUGGAACGGCUCGCGCUGUCGCACAACUACCUCCAGACCCUUCCUGCGAGAUUCUCCGAGUGUACCUCGUUGCGUUACCUCAACGUCAGGCAGAACAGGAUAAAAGAAUUUCCCCUGGCACUCUGCGAUCUCAAAUCGCUCGAGAUCCUGGAUCUCGGCCGAAACCUGUUGCAAGUUCUGCCGCCCGAAAUCGUCAAGCUGUCGUCCCUCAAGGUACUCUCGAUACCGAAAAACAAAAUUACGCAUCUCCCACAUUGCAUGGCCGACAUGCCGUCGCUCUCGGUGGUUAAGUUGGAAGGAAACCCGCUGCAAUAUCCGCCGCCCGAAGUCCUACAGGUGCAAGGGGGAGGUGGCCAGGGCGAGGGCUCCGGAAAAGAGGGCGAGCUGACAGAGGUCGCUGCGGUCAUCAAGAAGUUUCUCAAGCAGGAAGCGAGUGGGCGGGCAGAGUCACCAGGCGACGGUGCGUCCGAAGGCGCCGAAACACCACGACCAACGAUCAAGAGGGUGUUUAGCGGCAGGUUCCCGAUCAAGGUCAACGGCAGCGAUGUCCCCGACCUCCGGUCGCCGGCGCUCCCGCGGCCGCCGCCAAUCCCGACUCGCUCUCAUUACCGUGGGCUUUCGCAGCACAACACGGCACAUCGCAGGCCCGGAGUCAUGCCGUUGAUAAUCGGCAACCCGAACGAGCGGCUGCGCAGCAACUCGGAAACCAUCAUACAGACAUCGAGCCGAGAGCGGUCUGAGAGCAGGUCACGGCGCAUGGGCAUGGUGACCAAGAGGUCGGAGCUUAGCACGCUGGAGGAGACCGAGGUCAACAACCGGUUCAGCCAUUACCGCGGGCUCAGUCACGGCUCGGCAAUGCAGGGCAACGGCACGUCCACGCAAGUCAGCAGCCCGAACAUGGGCAGCCCGGCCGAGCCGGCGUUGCAGCGGCCCGUCUACAUCCGAAGGCUGUCGGUUCUGCCCGAGAGGCGGCGCGAGUCUAAGGUGUUCGACCCGGUCUUGGAAGCUGCCAAGGGCAUUCUCUACUCGAUAUUUCAGAUUCAUCCCAUGAUCCAGACACUGGUCGGCCUGACCAACGACGACGCUUCUCGCAGGUCGAAUCUCGAGAUUGUGGUGUACAACACGGCGGCCCAUGUCGAGCAGCUGGAGUACGAGAUCCAACGGCACGACCAGGCAGACGAAGGACUUGGCCAGAAGGAAAACGAAAACGUCCAGCGAGCCUGCCUCACGCUCAUCAACGCCUAUACGCACGUCUGUUCGUUGCUGAUGAGCAACGUCGACCUGUUUCUGGACAACGGUGACCCACGAUACAUCCGGACCCUGUUGACGCAGCUCUACAAUAGCAUUAUGGAGCUGCGGGUGACGUGUACGCGAGCUGCCCCGGAAGGGAACCAUCGGCCCACUCCUUCGUUCAGUCGGCUGGAUCCCGGAGAGACGAUCAAGCCUCAUUCUCGCGAGCCCUCGGUCACGCCUACUGCCGACCGAAUGCUGAAUCGGUCUCGGAAUGGCGCCUUUGUUUACAACCCGAGUAACCUACGUGUUGCUACAGACGUCUCGAUGCCCUACGUCAACGGCUCUGGCAGGUCGGCGAUGGCGGGCGCUGCCACGCCGAGAUCGGGUGAGUCCUUUGCGUCCACGAGCACGACUGGCAUCCGAAAUUUGUCGGCAGACUUCACCGAGGAGGACCGCAUGUUUGAGAGGAUAUUCCUCUCCCUCCAGAAGACGACGGAUCUGGUCAUGCAGGUCCUGCCCACAUUGAACACUCAGUUCGCGUCCUCGAUGCGGAGCUGCGCCGCGCAGCGCGCCCCGGACCACCGGAUCCAGUCUUGGAAGAAGGUGAUCUCCAAGUGCAGCACGUCGAUCCAGCAAACCGAGGUCCUCAAGGCCCGGCUGUCCUCGAUCAAGCUCAAAGAACCGGGAAUCCGGACGCAGCCGUCUUUCUGGCGCCUCUGCAACAGCUUCAUCGACUCGUGGUACGUGCUGAUCAAGAACAUCAAGCAGCUGCAGAACGACGUCCAGCUGCCCGUCGACACCAAGGCCCGCCUGCGGCCCAUCCAGACGAGCAUGAAGGACACGUGCGACCUGAUGAUGUCCUCCCCCUGGGCCUACCUCCUGCGCCAGCCGGGGCCAGAGCCCAUACUGUCCCCAUAUGGCGGCCAGAUCACCACCACCCCGGUGCAAAUGCAUAUGCCCAUGACGCCGCAGAGCGCGGCCCUGGGCCCCGCCGUGCAGGCCACCGUGCCCUCCACGCCGCAGAGCGCCUCCUUCACGAUGGCGUUCUCGGGGGUGUUUGACCGCGGCCGCUCCGAUACGCUGCUCUCGUCCACGGGUGGCGAGGGCCGCGGCGGCUUCGGCGGCGGCUUCGGCGGCGGCUUCGGCGGCGGCGGUGGUGGCAGCGGGUUUGGGAGCGCCCUGCCGUCGCGGAGCGGGACCAUGAACUCGAGCUCGACGGCCAGCCUGACCGCGUCGAGCGUGAACUCGAUGAGCAGCGUCGGGUCGUCGCACGACGGCGUCGUCACGCCGAGCUCGGCGCUGAGUCCGGGAGGCGGACCCCUGGGGCCGCUACCAUUUCGGUUGAACGGGGGCGGGAAUAUGAAGGUCGGAGGGUUCUAAGGAAGGGAGGCAACUCUUUCCUCCCCCACCCCCCCUUUUUUUUUCCCUUUCUCCAGCCGCCUUCCCAAUGGGUGGAAUGGCUUGUGAGAUGUGAUGAUACCGGUGGAUGGGAUGGGGAUGGGUUGGACUGGGAAGUGAUUUUCAUUUUUUGGAAUAUGUUGGCUGAAAUACUCCUGCGCGAGGGGUUUUCGUACCAGCGCUUUCUCUCUCAAAAGUGGUGCAUGGCGUCGGGGCAUAUGGCGUCGGGGCAUGGGGGGUUUUGGCUGCAUGGGAUGGAUAUCCGUAAUGUCUUUGCUAGGUUGGAUGCAUAGUUGGCUGGGCUGGGCUGCAAUGGGAAGCAUAUUAGUGAUUUUGUGUGUU
Molecule: messenger RNA, 3752 nt
Organism: Thermothelomyces thermophilus ATCC 42464
Lineage: Eukaryota; Fungi; Ascomycota; Sordariomycetes; Sordariales; Chaetomiaceae
Exons: 3
Coding region: 450-3392 (980 amino acids)
Molecular function (GO): protein binding
Source: RefSeq, a predicted model, not a curated record